Messenger RNA from Podospora pseudopauciseta, 2968 nucleotides. RefSeq lists its product as uncharacterized. The transcript has 2 exons. Gene Ontology annotation, biological process: lipid metabolic process. Gene Ontology annotation, molecular function: oxidoreductase activity, acting on paired donors, with oxidation of a pair of donors resulting in the reduction of molecular oxygen to two molecules of water. Gene Ontology annotation, cellular component: membrane. Bases 852 to 2573 code for a protein of 573 amino acids. Lineage: Eukaryota; Fungi; Ascomycota; Sordariomycetes; Sordariales; Podosporaceae. The record is from RefSeq and is a predicted model, not a curated record.
CUUGGCGCCGAACAAACGUCAAUCCCGCCGUUGGAUAGUUGGCAGGUGGCACGCCCCUUUUCCUUUUCCUUUCCCCAAUUCCCGACUCGUCUCGUUCGUACAUGUGAGGCGUACGGUAUGCGCCAACGGGAGCGGAACACUGUUUGGUGGUCCGGCACAGUGGUCCCCAUACCAAAAGCGAGGGCUCGCGUCGGUCCCGACCCUCCUGCUCCGCUCCUCUGUAGUUCAUCGAUACGGGAGCGCUCUCUGCAGAGUGCCAGUGAAUGCCCAGCAGAGUGAAGGGUGUCGAGAUGUUUGGUGCACUCUGCGCACUCUUGGGUAACUCGACCCACUCCCGUGGUUGCACCAUCCAAGCCAUUCCAAGAUUUGGCCCCGUUCGCUUGCGGGACAGAGGAGAUGAGACCGCGCGGUGGUUGAGCUCAGCCCCAACGCCAAGUUGCCCCAAGCUGCCCACUUGGUUUUAGCUUCAGAGCUCCUCCCAUCUUCAGGGUCCUGCCCCACGUGCAGUCUAGCUCCAUGGAUUCACCUCCCAAGACUUUGCCUUUCCCUGUUUCCCUCGUCUCUCUUCGGCUCGUCACCCAUCUCCCCUUUAGCCGCUCCUGGUGUUUAAGGAGUUGCUCCGUUAUCUGGGAUUCCACAAAAAGUCUCUCGUUGCACCCUGCUUUCUCGGGUUACUUCCCACCCGUUCGCUCUUUUUUCUGCCGUUCCAGGUCUCUCUCUUUCUUAUUUACACUUCCGCCAGCCAGUCAUCGGCCAAACCUACUAGACAAGUCAACAAAUACCCCGACCCUUUUAACAUCCAACAUAAACCCAUCAUAUUACCUAGAAUACAGCACCCCGACAAUACCAUCAUGUCGCGCGACAACGUCCUCUGCCCACGGGCGGUUCAGGAUCUCAUCGCCGACGGCCACAUCAUUGUCAUCUACGACGAAUAUGUACUGAAGCUGGACUCGUGGCUGGAGAGGCAUCCCGGUGGCAGUCUGGCCAUUCUUCACAUGGUUGGAAAGGAUGCGACGGACGAGAUCAAUGCGUACCACAAACCCCCAACAUUAAAGACCAUGAAGGCUUUCCGUAUUGGUCGCAAGCCUCCCGGCAUCUGGACGAAUGCAACACCACCAAUUCGCGGCGGCGUCUACGUCAAGGAGCCCGAGGAGAAGCCAGUUGUGGAAUCCACCAUCCCCACCGACGUAUCCGAUGCCGAGGACUCUUCAGUUUUGGAGACGAGCUUUAGCGAUCUCUCCGAGUCGCGAAGCACGGGCACAGCUCCUACUUCAGAGGAUAGCUGCGGAGAGGACCUCGAGGAGACCACAAUCGAGCGCAUGGGCGAGACAGAUGGCCAGACAUUUAGAUUCCGGUCUGCCAAGAAGAUUUAUGUUGGAAAGAAGGACCCUCUGGCAUUUACUACCUGGGCCGAGAAGCAGGAUGAGGCCCGCGACAUCCUCGAGUAUCCCUCUGUCGACCCAGCUGUGCAGCAAGACAUUGUCAAGAAAUACCGCGAGCUCCAUGAAAAGGUCUACGAACUCAACCUCUACGACUGCCCCUACAUCGAGUAUGCCAAGGAGAUGUGCCGCUACACCACUCUGUUCGUCGCUUCCAUGACCGCUCUCUAUAAUCAGUGGUACUUGACAUCAGCUUUCUUCCUGGGCUUGUUCUGGCAUCAGAUCAUGUUCGUUGCGCACGAUGCCGGCCAUCGCGCCAUCACCGGAAACUUUGUUAUCGACAGUCUAAUUGGCAUGUUCGUCGCCGACUUUUGCUGCGGUCUUUCGAUUGGUUGGUGGAAGAGCAGUCACAACGUUCACCAUCUCAUCACCAACAUGCCCGAGCACGAUCCCGAUAUCCAGAACGUCCCUAUCUUCGCCACUUCGCCCUCUUUCUUCAGGAGCCUUCACUCGACCUACUACGACUUCACCUUCAUCUGGGACGCCGCUGCUAACUUCCUUGUACCCUUCCAAAAGUACACCUACUACCCUGUCAUGGGCAUCGCGCGCUUCAACCUCUACCUCCUCUCGUGGCUGCAUGUCCUUUCUUCCAAGGCCUCGUCCCUCGGAAGCAGCAAGGCGUGGUGGAUCCGCCCCGCUGAGAUCGCCAUGAUGUCUUGCUACUGGUACAUCUUUGGUUACCUCCUCCUCUGGUGCACCCUUCCCAGUUGGCCCGUCCGAAUCGGAUUCGUCCUUGUCUCGCACAUCGUCACCAUGCCCCUCCACGUCCAAAUCACCCUCUCCCACUGGGCCAUGUCCACCUCUGACCUCGGCGAAUCCGAAUCCUUCCCCCAGCGCCAGCUGCGCACCACCAUGGAUGUCGACUGCCCCGCCUGGCUCGACUUCAUCCACGGCGGUCUCCAGUUCCAGGCCGUCCACCACCUCUUUCCCCGUGUACCCAGACAUAACCUGCGCAAGGUCCAGACCCUGGUUAAGCAAUUCUGCGCCGAGACGAACAUCCCAUAUGUUCUUCUCAGCUUCGAGGAUGGUAACAAGAAGGUCCUGAACAGGUUGCAGGAGGUGGGCGACCAGGUUGAGCAUUUGAUCAACUGCCAGAAGUACAUGGCUGCUACCGGCGAGAGCGGUUUGCAUUGAUGGAUAUGACAUGAACGGCGUUUUUGUUUUUCUUUCGACACGAAAAGUUGGGAAUUUCUUUAAUGAUGGGUUUCAUGGCGAUGAAUAUUUUCUUAUUUGAGCUAGGCUUUCUUUAUUUCUGACGCUCAGAUUUGCAUGUUAGACUUGUUGGCGUGGGCGAGGGUAAAAAAUGGGGAAAAGAGGGCUUCCCAGGCCACCACGAAAGAAAACUUAUAUAUAUAUAUAUUUGUAGUAAUACGUUUUGUACAUAUGAUGGGCAUUUUUGGGAAGGGACCAAAUUAGACAUUGACUGUCCGGGAUAACCAGUAAUGCUGUAUUGUUCCUCAUUGCUGGGUGAUUAUUUUUGCUAUGUAGCUGGUAUACACAAGUAACCAAGAACACUAGCCUCAAAAGGC